Messenger RNA from Cebus imitator (Panamanian white-faced capuchin), 4874 nucleotides. RefSeq names its product nuclear receptor subfamily 4 group A member 1 (gene NR4A1). Gene Ontology annotation, biological process: cellular response to corticotropin-releasing hormone stimulus; regulation of transcription by RNA polymerase II. Lineage: Eukaryota; Metazoa; Chordata; Mammalia; Primates; Cebidae. The record is from RefSeq and is a predicted model, not a curated record. Gene Ontology annotation, cellular component: nucleus; transcription regulator complex. The coding region runs from base 2522 to 4318 and encodes 598 amino acids. The transcript has 9 exons. Gene Ontology annotation, molecular function: RNA polymerase II cis-regulatory region sequence-specific DNA binding; nuclear receptor activity; nuclear glucocorticoid receptor binding.
GGGUGUGGGGUGAGGCACACAGUUGGUUUCCACCCUGGAAGGAGAGGUCAGCUGCCCAGUGCUGCCUUGGACUAGGAACCAGGGUCUGGGGCUAGCUCUUAUGUGUGCGUCCUCAUGGAACUUCUCCUGAUAAUGGUACCUUGCAGAUGUGCAUAUCCAGCACUGUUAUAAAUCUUUUACAGGUUAACUUGUUUUAAGCCUGCUGAUAACCCUGUGAUUGUUAAUUUUAGAGAUGUCAUCAUUUUUACAGAUGAGAAGCAUGAGGUACAAAGAGAUUACAUAAUUCACCCAGGGUGACAAGCAGUGGAGCUAGGAUUUGAACCCAGACAGUCUGGGAUCCUGCAUCCGCUCUACUUUAAGUUGGGCCUUCCCAUUUGGGGACUGGAGUCCCAUCCCAGAAGAUUUCUAAGAGUCCCCAUUGCUCUGAUUACAAGACUGGGCUGCCUGAUUCAGGGGCAUGGAGCCCCUGCCUUUUAGGGACCUCCGAGGCUUUAGGGCCCUAACUGGAGCCCCUAAAGGAUAGAGGGGUAUUCCACUCUGUCCUCAUGAUAGCUCUCUUCCUGUGCCUGCAACAUGCCCUUUUGAACCGUCAAAGGCCGAGAGCCGGGAGGGGUAUGAGGCGGAGGGGCUAGGUGCUGAUGUGUCUGUAUGGCUCUGAAAUACUGUCAUCAGCUCCUGGCCAUGCCCUAUACCCCUGGAAGCAGGUUGCCUGGGGCUUGGGCCCCAGGCUCUGAUGCCUAACCCAGGGAGGUCUUUGGGCUGGCUUGUUCUCCUCCUGUGGCCUGGGUCCUGUCACUGCUCCCAUUCCUGUGUGUCCUGACCAUUGCUGUCUCCAGGGAAUGUGCUUGCUACUCACAUCCACUCUCCCUCUGUAGGCCUCCACCAUGGACAGAGGCCAGGCCCUGCCCCUCCCAGGCAGUCUGGCUCUUGCUGGGCCCUGCAGGCUGAAGGGAUAAUGUGUGUUGGCCAAGGCCUGUUGGUCCAUCCAGAGUGAAGAGGAGACUGAGGCACAGAGGGGAGAAAUGACUUUUCCAGGGUCCUGCAGUAAGGAUGUAUAGAGCCAAGCUCAGAAUCUAUGCCUCCUGGAUGGCUGGCAAGCACAGGCACCUGGUCUGAUGGUAGAGGACAUACCUUCUUUGUCUGAGGGUGCUUCCAGAGAAGGCCCAUGCUGAUAUGUGGGUGAGAGGUGGAGGGUGGGAAUGGGAUUUCCCUCAGGCCUUUCCUGGGGACAUGAGAUGGGGCUAAGGGUACUGGAGUCCUGGUUCUGUUCCUGAGGAAGCUGGAGCUCCACCUUGCACCCCAGACAGAGGCCAUGAGAUUCCCUUCCUCCUUCCCUGGAAGAGGGCCGUCUCUGAGCAGCAGCCCUCCCAGACCUUGAGAGAUCCCAAAAGAAGCAGGAGCUGGUUCAGUAUCUUCUUCAGCUUCCCAAACAGUUGCCUCAUGGGGCAUUCAGGGUGCAGAGAGCCCUGGAGAGGUGGCUGGGGUGGAGAGGACAGGGUGUCUGCUUGAAGCCUGGAGGGAAGGGGGACACCCUGGGAAGCAGGGCCUCCUGUUGUGGGGGCAGGGCCGGGUGUGUGCCUGGCCUCCCGAUGGCGAUGGCGGCAGGUGCCGUACCACCAACCUCGGGCCAAAGACAGGGAGAGGAAUUACUGUAAGUGGGAGAGGCAGGUGUUCUCUGGUCAGUUGAAGAUCUGGACUUGGGAAGCACGUGAGUGAAGAUGACAGCAGUGGCCAGGUGUCCCUCCCUCAACUCGGCCCCCACAUCCACCCCCAGUCCAGACCCGGCUUCCUGAGCACCCAGCCCUCCCUCUGGGUACACAGCAGCCCUGGUGGGCAGAAUUCCCUGUGUUUACCUUGUUGUCUGGGUGAUGGUGGUGAUUGGGUGGAACUCCUAUGCCAGAUACACUGCCAAGGCCACCCUGAGGGGCUGCCAACCAGGGCCCCAUGAGUGCUAGAGCUGCUGGUCUUGUGACGUGGGCACCUGUGUGCCAGGCCCGGGCAUGGGCCCAGGGUCACGCUCACACCGGGGCUCCCAUCAGCUGACUAUUUUGGGCUCUUGCUGACCUGGGCCAAAGUCAGGCCCAGCCAAGAGGGCCCAAAGUGGCUCCCCCCAUCCCCAGAGGCCGGCUCUGGUUUCUGCUAUAAAAACAGAGGAGGACACGCUGGCUUGGAGGCAGCACCACAUCCAGAGCCCGCUCAGCUGCUGCCCGGCCUUGGCCACAAGGAUAGGCUGGCUGGGCAGCACCUCUCUCCCCGCAGGGCUCCCUGAGGCCUCCAGGAAGAGCCCCCAACCAAUCUUGGGAUUCUCCCUUCAUGCGGUUGUCUGGGACCUUCAUCCAGGGUCAAAGCAGGUCGUGAGGAGGAAGCUGGUAGGGUGCAGCCUGAGGCUUGUUCAGCAGAACAGGUGCAAGCCACAUUGUUGCCAGGACCUGCCUGAAGCCGGAUUCUCCCCACUCCCUCCUUCAACCCCGCCUCUUCCUCCUCCUGUGGGACUGCUCCCUCCUCCCAAGAGGCUAGAUAGAUGCCCUGUAUCCAAGCCCAAUAUGGAACACCAGCACCGAGUCCAGGACCCCGUGACCACCUGGCAAGUGACCCCGUGACCCCUGAGUUCAUCAAGCCCACCAUGGACCUUGCCAGCCCUGAGGCGGCUCCCGCUGCCCCCACUGCCCUGCCCAGCUUCAGCACCUUCAUGGACGGCUACACAGGAGAGUUUGACACCUUCCUCUACCAGCUGCCGGGAACAGUCCAGCCAUGCUCCUCAGCCUCUUCCUCGGCCUCCUCCACAUCCUCGUCCUCAGCCACCUCCCCUGCCUCUGCCUCCUUCAAGUUCGAGGACUUCCAGGUGUACGGCUGCUACCCUGGCCCCCUGAGCGGCCCAGUGGAUGAGGCCCUGUCCUCCAGCGGCUCUGACUACUAUGGCAGCCCCUGCUCAGCCCCGUCACCAUCCACGCCCAGCUUCCAGCCGCCCCAGCUCUCUCCCUGGGAUGGCUCAUUCGGCCACUUCUCACCCAGCCAGACUUACGAAGGCUUGCGGGCAUGGACAGAGCAGCUGCCCAAAGCCUCUGGGCCCCUACAGCCUCCAGCCUUCUUUUCCUUCAGCCCUCCCACCGGUCCCAGCCCCAGCCUGGCCCAGAGCCCCCUGAAGUUGUUCCCUUCACAGGCUGCCCACCAUCUGGGGGAGGGAGAGAGCUAUUCUGUGCCGACGGCCUUCCCAUGCUUGGCACCCACUUCCCCACACCUUGAGAGCUCGGGGAUACUGGAUGCACCCAUGACUUCAGCCAAAGCCCGGAGCGGGGCCCCAGGUGGAAGUGAAGGCCGCUGCGCUGUGUGUGGGGACAACGCCUCGUGCCAGCAUUAUGGUGUCCGCACCUGCGAGGGCUGCAAGGGCUUCUUCAAGCGCACAGUGCAGAAAAACGCCAAGUACAUCUGCCUGGCCAACAAGGACUGCCCUGUGGACAAGAGGCGGCGAAACCGCUGCCAGUUCUGCCGCUUCCAGAAGUGCCUGGCUGUGGGCAUGGUGAAGGAAGUUGUCCGAACAGACAGCCUGAAGGGGCGGAGGGGCCGGCUACCUUCAAAACCCAAGCAGCCCCCGGAUGCUUCUCCUGCCAAUCUCCUCACCUCCCUGGUCCGUGCACACCUGGACUCAGGGCCCAGCACUGCCAAACUGGACUACUCCAAGUUCCAGGAGCUGGUGCUGCCCCACUUUGGGAAGGAAGAUGCAGGGGAUGUGCAGCAGUUCUACGACCUGCUUUCCGGUUCCCUGGAGGUCAUCCGCAAGUGGGCAGAGAAGAUCCCUGGCUUUGCGGAGCUGUCACCGGCUGACCAGGACCUGUUGCUGGAGUCGGCCUUCCUGGAGCUCUUCAUCCUCCGCCUGGCAUACCGGUCUAAGCCAGGCGAGGGCAAGCUCAUUUUCUGCUCAGGCCUGGUGCUGCACCGGCUGCAGUGUGCCCGUGGCUUCGGCGACUGGAUUGACAGCAUCCUGGCCUUCUCAAGGUCCCUGCACAGCUUGGUUGUCGAUGUCCCUGCCUUCGCCUGCCUGUCUGCUCUUGUCCUCAUCACUGACCGGCAUGGGCUGCAGGAGCCACGGCGGGUGGAGGAGCUGCAGAACCGCAUCGCCAGCUGCCUGAAGGAGCACGUGGCGGCUGUGGCAGGUGAACCCCAGCCAGCCAGCUGCCUGUCACGUCUGCUGGGCAAACUGCCCGAGCUGCGGACCCUGUGCACCCAGGGCCUGCAGCGCAUCUUCUACCUCAAGCUGGAGGACUUGGUGCCCCCUCCGCCUAUCAUCGACAAGAUCUUCAUGGACACGCUGCCCUUCUGACCCCCGUCUGGGAACACACGUGCACAUGUGCACUCUCAUAUGCCACCCACGUGCCUUUAGUCCACGGACCCCCAGAGCACUCCCAAGCCUGGGCUUGAGCUGCAGAAUGAAUCCCCCUUAUCACCUGCUCCAGGAGGUUUGCAGGGAGCUCAAGCCCUCGGGGAGGGGGAUGCAUUCAUGGGGGUGACCCCACGAUUUGUCUUACCCUGCAGCCUGGCCCUGGCCUUUAUGUUUUUUGUAAGAUAAACCGUUUUUAACACAUACUGCCAUGCUGUAAAUAAGCCCAGUGCUGCUGUAAAUACAGGAAGAAAGAGCUUGAGGUGGGAGUGGGGUGAGGAGGUAGGGACGGGCCCCACCGGCCUGGGCAGCCUUUCCAGCCUCCUGCUGGCUCCGUCCUCCUACCCUCCUUCCACAUGUACAUAAACUGUCACUCUAGAAAGAAGACAAAUGACAGAUUCUGACAUUUAUAUUUGUGUAUUUUCCUGGAUUUAUAGUAUGUGACUUUUCUGAUUAAUAUAUUUAAUAUAUUGAAUAAAAAAUAGACAUGUAGCUGGAA